CUAUCGUUUCGCGCGUUAUUCAGACAAGAUGGCGACAUUGUAGACGUCGUUUUGAGGAGAAGAAGCGGGACUUCGCGGCAAGUUUGCGUUCCAGAAUCGUUUACGACGCAGUUGAGUGUACGAAUCAUCCGUUUAAUCCCGUUAUCGAUCACGCGACCGCCCGGCAACUCCCGGUGAACACCGAUCAGCCUUGCGGAACCGCGGCAUCAUGUCGGACGAGAAGGAAACAAAGACGGAGUCGGAGCACAUAAACUUGAAAGUGCUGGGUCAGGACAACGCAGUAGUUCAGUUUAAAAUUAAGAAACAUACACCCUUACGGAAAUUAAUGAAUGCAUACUGUGACCGUGUAGGCUUGGCGAUAGCAGCAGUAAGAUUUAGGUUCGAUGGACAGCCCAUAAACGAAUUAGACACACCUACCUCACUGGAAAUGGAAGAGGGAGACACAAUAGAGGUGUAUCAACAGCAAACUGGUGGUUUUUCGUGUUGAGAUGCAAUGCAUCGCGUUUACAAAUGGACAAAAUGAAAUUUAUCGUUCCAGCAGUGUUUACAUUUAACAGAAGAGGCUCACAUUGGAGUGGGGCCCGUUUAACCACGCGAUUGACCACAGCUACUUAUAGCGCUCGUAAAGCAGCAGAAAAACUCCAGGCAUCAGCCGCUGUGAGUGUUUGUGGUCAAUCACAAUGUGUCAAACAGGAUCAUGCUUCCGCGCAUUGUGCCGUUGGUUGAAGUCUCUAUUUAUCGAAACGGCCGUUUACUAUAAGUUUUAAUAAUUAACACAAACACAUACGAAUAGAAUCGGUUUAAUAUGAAAAUGUGAGUUUUUGUUACUGCUGAAAAAGAAAGAAGCGAAACAUAAUAAGUUAUGUAAAGGAACACCCAUUACACUCCUCGUCAUCAAAAUCCUUUAAAAAUCUCAAGAUUCCCUGUGUACACGGAUUUUUUACGUAAAUUUAACAUUGCAAUGAUUAAAAGCAUUCUCAUCUUUAGGUAUCCUCUUUCUAUAUUUGUAAAGGGUGUACAGGAAAAUGGUGUUUAGGGCAUACAUUUUUAUUAAUGAGUAAGACUAUAAGAUUUCGGCUUCCGUUUGCGUUUCACAAAAAUCAAAUUUUGUAUCCGUACCGUCAUUACAAUUUCAGCAUGGCCACACAUGUUACUUUUUGUAUGAGCGAUAUAAAUUGCGAGUUAUCUUUUGUAAAGAAAAAAAAAUCUUUUAACUUUUGGCAAGCGGCUCCACGCCAUUCUUGAUGAGGGCAUAUUGCAUAGCGUACUUAGCAAGGAGGAUUGUUAUAAGAUAAUUCGUAUUUUUCUUUAAGAAACAUAUAUAUAUAUAUAUUUUUGUCAAGAUUUAAAUAUUGCUAAUGUAAAAUGUAUUCCGAAUACAGUUUAUUAUGUUCGCUAAGUGUAAGUUUUACAUAAUUGUAAAAUACAUGUAUUUAAAGUG
Molecule: messenger RNA, 1441 nt
Organism: Acromyrmex echinatior (Panamanian leafcutter ant)
Lineage: Eukaryota; Metazoa; Arthropoda; Insecta; Hymenoptera; Formicidae
Gene: Sumo
Product: Small ubiquitin like modifier
Molecular function (GO): protein binding
Source: RefSeq, a predicted model, not a curated record